This is a messenger RNA of Rosa chinensis, 5415 nucleotides long. Its product is annotated as disease resistance protein At4g27190. The record is from RefSeq and is a predicted model, not a curated record. The transcript has 8 exons. Gene Ontology annotation, molecular function: ADP binding. Gene Ontology annotation, biological process: signal transduction. Bases 275 to 5224 code for a protein of 1649 amino acids. Lineage: Eukaryota; Viridiplantae; Streptophyta; Magnoliopsida; Rosales; Rosaceae.
UUGAUUUGUAAACUUCGCGGAUUUGUUUGGAUUGCAUCCUCGGUCUUUCAUUAGAAUUUAUUGUAGCGUACUACCACUGUUUGGAUUACACAUAUACACUCUUGUAGCCUUCAAAUUAUUACUCCCUUAACUUUCCCGCUUCCAUAUUCCUACAAUCUCUCUUUUUUCUGUGAUCGAUCUCUCUUUUCUUGUGGAUUUUCCAGUUUCUUCUUUGCGUUUUUUCUUUUGUUGCAUUCUUGCCUAGACCGUGUUUCUUUUCUUUUGGUUGUUUCCAAUGGCCUUGGAAUCCCCAACGGCCUCUGCAUCACUUUCUACAUCGGCUGAAUCAUCGGCUCCUCGGUCGAAGUAUGAGGUGUUUUUGAGUUUCAGGGGUGAAGACACUCGGCGGGGUUUUACUUCUUAUUUAUACAAUGAAUUGCAAAACAGAGAAAUCAAGACAUUCAUGGAUAUCGACGGUUUGGAUAGAGGAGAGGAGAUUUCUCAAAGUAUCCUAGAGGCAAUUCAAGAAUCAAGAUUUGCAAUCGUUGUUCUCUCGCGAAAUUAUGCUUCUUCCCGUUGGUGUUUGGAUGAACUCACACAGAUUAUGCAGUGCAUGGAAAAAAAGGAAACAAUUCUGCCAGUUUUCUAUCAUGUGGAUCCCUCUGAUGUCGCACAUCAGAGGGGGAGUACUUUUCGAGAUGCCUUCGCUGCACAUGAAGAGCGGUUUAAAGAUCAAAAAGAGAGGCUGAUGAAAUGGAGAGACGCCUUGAACAAAAUCAGCAGCAUCUCUGGCUGGGUAUGUGGGAUUCGUUACGCACGUUCUGAGCCAGAAGAAAACGUUGUCCAACAAAUCGCGGAAUUUGUCUGCAGCAAACCUAUUGAAAUUGAGUCGACGGAAGAUAUUGAAACUCAUGGAACUUCUCCUCGUUGGAAGUAUGAUGUGUUUAUAAAUUUCAGGGGUGCGGACACUCGUGAGGGUUUUCUGUCCCAUUUACAAGCUGAAUUGCAAAACAAACCAGCAAACCUGACCAUAGUAAAGGAAGACGGACCACAUACAAAAGGGCGGGAUAUGAAAUCGUAUCUCCAAAAGGCCAUAGAAGAGUCGAGGUUUGCCAUCGUUAUUCUUUCACAAAACUUUGCUUAUUCAUCAUGGUGCUUGGAGGAACUAGCAAAGAUUUUUGAAUGCAUGGGAAGCCAAAAUAGAAUUCUGCCAAUCUUUUAUCAUGUGGAUCCCACUGCUGUGCGAUAUCUAAAGGGGAGUUUUGCAGCAGACUUCAGUAGACAUGAAGAAAGAUUUCGGGAUAAUCAUGAGAAGGUCAGGCGGUGGAGAGAUGUUUUAUCAAUGGUGGCCAAUCUCUCUGGAUGGUGUUCGGAUAACUACAAGUAUGAAGGAGAACUUAUCAAAGACGUUGUGAGUGCUGUGUGCAGUAGACUAGUUCAGUCUACAGAGUCGACAGAAGAUUUUGAAGCAACAGGAGAUGUCAUGGACCGAACUUCUCCCCAGCCUGACCCAGCUCCUGUGUUGAAGAAUGAUGUGCUUUCGGGUUUUGGGAUGGAAGACACUCGCAGGGGUUUUGUUGCCCAUUCAGACCAUGAAUUGCAAAACACAGGACUAAGUAAAACAUUCAAGGAUGAAGACCAGCUUGAAAAAGGGGUAGCCCACCCCUCAACAUCCCUUUCCUCAACCGAACCAAGUCCUCAACCAGCUCUUGGGCUGAAGAAUGAUGAGUUUUUGGGUUUCAGGGGAAACGACACUCAAAGGGGUUUUGUCACCCAUUCAGGUCAUGAAAUACAAAACACCAGAGUGACUAAGACAUUCACCGAUGAAGAACAUCUUGAAAAAGACAUAGCUGUCCCCUCUUCGUCUCCGCCUUCAUCAGCUGAACGAGAUCCUCGGCCGAAGUAUGAUGUGUUUUUGAGCUUCAGGGGUGAAGACACUCGUAAGGGUUUUAUAGCCUAUUUAUACCGUGAAUUGCAAAAAACCAGAGUGAUCAAAACUUUCAAGGAUGACGUGCAACUAGAAAAAGGGACGGUUAUUUCUUCAAAUCUCGAAACGGCAAUCGACCAAUCAAGGUUUGCGGUCGUUGUGUUGUCGGAGAAAUAUGCUUCUUCUGCAUGGUGUUUGAAUGAACUUACAAAGAUUUAUCAAUGCAUGAAGGAUAAGGACACAAUUUUCCCAAUUUUUUAUAAGGUGGAACCCACUGAUGUACGCCAUCAAAAGACAGAGACGAGUUUUGGAAAAGCUUUCAUUAAGCAUGAAGCUGGACAAGACAUUGAGAAGAUGAACCAGUGGAGAGCUGCUCUGAAAGGAGUGGCUGGAAUCUCAGGGUGGAAUUUAAACGACUAUCCGACGGAAGAAGAACUAAUUGCCGUCAUUGUGAAACAUUUAUGGGAGAAAGUCCUUGAAGCACCCAACGGAAAUUUUGAAACAUUUGAAGCGACAAGGCAAGCCAUGGAUGAGGUCAUGAAGGUAUUAAAAGAUGAUCAAGUCACUGUCCUUGGGGUGCAUGGAGUGGCUGGCGUUGGAAAGACGACGAUGGUCAAACAUGUUGGUGCACAAUCUAAGAAAGAUGGGCUUUUUGAUCAUGUGAUCAUGGUUGUCGUAUCCAAAAACCCUGACUUGGAAGAAAUUCAAGACACAUUGGCAGAAUCGCUGGGCUUGAAGGAGGGGAUCAUCAGAGGAAAUAGGAUGCUUAUAAUCUUGGAUGACAUUUGGGGGAGUCUUGAACUCUCGCGCAUUGGAAUUCCCAGUCACAAUGAGCUUCAAAGGUGCAAUUCUAAAGUUGUACUCACCACAAGGAAAAGCGACGUCUGCCAUUUUAUGGGGUGCCAUGCUAAUGCUCAGAUCCUUCUCAAUGUUCUAUCAGAGGGAGAUUCUUGGAAGUUAUUCAUGGAGACGUCGGGGAAGUCCUUUCAUGAAUCUACCAUUUCCUAUGAUGAAGCGAGAAAGGUAGCUCGAGAAUGCGGUGGUCUCCCAAAAGCAAUAAAAGCAGCUGCAAGGUCACUUCGAGAUAAAUACUUGGACGAAUGGAAUGAAGCACUUGCAAGGGAAUUUGGAGAUGACUGCUUGGACGAAUGGAAUGAAACAGCUCAUCCUGUCAACUUCAAAGCAAAGAAUGACGCAUUUGAUUCAUUGGCAACUCAUGAUGCCACGUCAUGCUUCUUGCUAUGCUGCCUAUUCCCAGAAAAUUAUGAUAUCCCAAUUGAAAAGUUGCUCAAGUAUGGGAUUGGAAUAGGUUUGUUUCAAUAUGAUACACAUACAAUGCAAGAAGCCAGAGAUAGAGCACAAUCUGUGGUCAACUACCUCAAAGCUUCUAGAUUGCUUUUGGACGGUACAAAGAAGGGAUGCACAAGGAUGACUGAUGACAUUCGAAAUCUGGCCAUGCCCGUUAUGCGGUCCCAAGAAGGUGAUGGGUUUUUAGUAAAAGCUGGUGAACUAGAGAAGUGGCCAGAGGCAGGAUUGUGGCAAGGAAUUACUUCCCGCCUGCGCAAAAUCUGGGAUUGGCCAAUAGAUGCUCAUGAAGGCUACUCAAUAAUCUCACUCAUGAAAAACAAGCUUCAUAAGCUUCCCAAAUCUUUGGCAUGUUCAGAGCUCCAAAUUUUAUUGUUACAAAGUAAUGCUGGUAUACGUGACAUCCCAGAAAACUUUCUUCAAAGUGCUAAUGCGCUAAGGGUCUUUGAUCUUAGCUUCACUAGCAUUUCAUCACUAUCUUCAUCAUUCAGUUUCCUAACCAACCUUCAAGUUUUGAAUUUGGAUUUAUGCCAUGAUUUAAGUAACAUAUCCGUUCUAGGAAAACUUAAGAAACUUGAGAUUCUUAGUAUGAGAGAACUUCCUCUUAAGAAAUUUCCAAAACAAAUAGGAGAUUUGACCAGUCUAAGGAUGCUGGACGUCACUGGUAGAGAUCUUGAAACAAUCCCAUCUAAAGUGAUCUCGAGGUUGUAUAGAUUGGAAGAACUGCACAUGAAAUUUCAGUUUGGGAAGUGGGGAAGUAAAAUUGAGGAUGCAGUUGAAGAAACCAAUGCUGACUUUGAUGAGUUGACUGGCUUGUUGGAUUUAAACAUUUUGGGAGUUUACAUAUCUGAUGCUGCAUGCUUGCCUAGAAGUGUUGAGUACAAGCCGAAUUGGGUAGAAUUUGAUAUAUGCAUCAGCAGAGAUGCCCCUUGCGUGUCGCUCCCUCAACAUGAUGGUUUUUCAAGAACCUUGACUCUUGACACAACAAUCAAUAGCUUACCGGAUUGGUUUAUCAGCGUUGUGACAGAGAAAGUGGAGAAGCUAGAGUACACGGAUUGUGAAGACUUGAAUGACAUCGUUGGGCAAUAUGACCAUGGCAGAUUACUUGCACUGAAAUAUCUCUCUGUGAACGGGCACUGUAAGAACUUGAAAGAGAUAAUCAACACAAUGACACGGGUUUCAAAUAAACCAGUAUUUGAGAACUUAGAACAGUUGCAUCUGUACCGCUUAUAUUCCCUCAAGGAGUUAUGUGUUGGUGAGCUACCACCUGGGUCUCUACGCAAGCUAAAGUUCUUGAAAGUGCAAACUUGUUGUAGCUUGGUGAAUGCACUUUUACCGUCAACAUUGUUGCAGAGACUACAAAAUCUGGAAGAAAUCAUUUGUGUAAAUCUAGUAGGAAUGAAAUAUGUGUUUGGAUCUGAUGAAGAGCUUGAUCCAGAAAAUAUUUUCUUGAGGAAAUUGAGGGAAAUGAGAUUGUCUACUCUAGACAAACUAGUAAGCAUAUGUAAUGGUCCUGCUCCACAUGCAAUCUUCCAUAAUCUUAAAGUUUUGGCAAUUUGCAAUUGCAAUGAAUUGAAAAAUCUCUUCACAAUAGGUGUAGCUGAAUGUCUUUCUCUGUUGGAAGACCUUUCCGUACUGCAGUGUCAUAGCUUGGACAGAGUCAUUGAAGUAAGCAAUGGCUUGAACAGCAAGAUUAAACUUCCAGCGUUGAAGAAAUUAGCUUUGAAAGAUCUUCCGGUGCUCACAAGGUUCUGCACUGAAAGUGUUACAAUUGAAACUGAGUGCCCUUCAUUGGAAUACUUGUACGUGAAGAACUGCCUCCAUUUUGUUGACCACUUCGACAACAAGAACCAAGUCCACUUGAAUGAUGAACAACAUUUGAGUUCUAUAGAGAAAAGGUGGGUGAAGUGCAUAAUCGGCUAUAAGAGACCUGCUGCUGCACUAGGAAAAAAAGAAAAAAAAAAGAGAUGUUCAAUGGUCCCAGAACAAGAUUCCUCAUCAGUUAGCUUUUGAGCGUGCAGUGUAAGCUGUAUGAAUGGUAUUAUUAUCUCUCUCUUGCAUUGGCCUGCAAUCUUGAUGUUGGAGAUUGCAUGCAUAAACUUUUAAUUAGUAAAAAGGUUAUUCAAAAAGGGAAUUGGGGUUUGACAUAAUCACGCACAGCCAGGCACGGAACCAGGAGUGGGCUAAGGUGUGCUAUAACCCAC